Sphaerodactylus townsendi is the source of this 4940-nucleotide messenger RNA. RefSeq names its product family with sequence similarity 78 member A (gene FAM78A). Bases 1043 to 1960 code for a protein of 305 amino acids. The record is from RefSeq and is a predicted model, not a curated record. Lineage: Eukaryota; Metazoa; Chordata; Lepidosauria; Squamata; Sphaerodactylidae. The transcript has 3 exons.
GCCGGGAGAGGGGGGAGACCGAGGCGGGGGGGCAAGGACAGGCGCCCCUCCCUUUGUCUGUCUGUCCGUCCAUCCUUUCACCCCGAUCUACCCAUUCUACCAUCCCAUUCCCCGACCAUCUUCGCUCAACUCCCUGCCACUGGGUGAGACGGGCUUUUCAGCACCAGCUUCAACUGAGUCUGGUCCCAAUUCUGGCCGGAUCGGGCCCAUUUUCCUGACACCCCGGAUGGGAACCAGAAGAGGGGGUGGGAUGGGAAUAAUUUGAGUGCCAGGCUCUAAGCGACAGCUUGAUGAAUGGGGUAGAUUGCAGAUGAACCUGUCGAUUUAUCUACUGUUGUUGUUCUGGCCCUUUACGCAAGAGUCAGCAUUCUGGCCAGGGAGGAAGGAAGUUUGCAUGUAUGUCUGUUAAACAGAAGGGCGGAGGAAAAGGCCACAUUCCGACUGAGUCGAUUGAUUGCUGUGGAUCGCUGGAUUUCCCAUGGAUUGGUUUCUGUGGAUCAGUGGAUAUUCUCAUUGAUUGGUUCCCGUGGGGGAAGUUAUGAAUGACUGGAAGUCAGGAAGCGAGAUCUCCGCGCUGACAAGCUGAGGGCAAAGCAAAGAAAGGUGGGGGUGGAUUUCUUAUUCAUAGAAACUGUCAGCGUCCUGCUUUAAGUAAUUUUUUUUAAAAAAAAUUCCAAAGAAAAUAUAAGGAAAUACAAGGCCAGUCGGCGUUGGGGACUGAAGGACGGAUUGCUGCAUCUUUUGGAAGGAAGGGAAGGUUGGCUUGUAUUGUCAGACCUAGAAAAAAACAACAACUCCACUUAAUAAGUAUUUAUUGAACUCGAGUCUUUUUCCUUUACUGUGAAAGCUUCCCUCCAAAAUAUCUGAAGGACUUUUUCAACCGAUCCCGGACCAGAAGAAGUUGGAUACAAAAAAGGGGAACCGACAAAGUUCGGUGGAAUCCGCAGCCGAACUGACAAAGCGCAGCCGAAUCCUCGGCCUCCCGGCGUUCAGGUCGAAUUAGCCCCCCUCGACGCUUUCUCCAGGAUGUAUUUUCUAUCCUAUGGAUAUCGGUUGGGAGAGGCCAGAUGAGGGGGAUCUGAGGCUGCUUGUGUGCCGCGCGGGGUCCAUGCCUGCCCUCCCUCAGGACUGCUGGAGUGUUUUGGGGAUUGUCCUGGUGUUGUGGGCCAUGGGCUGCAUUCAGAGCAUUAGCUGCAAAUCCAAAGGUAUUCGGGAGAGCAUCUCCGUGGUGGAAGUCAAAGCCUCCAUCGAUCCCGUCCCCACCAACAUCGAUGAGUCGUCCAGCGUGGUGCUGAGGUACCGGACGCCGCACUUCCGGGCUUCCGCUCAGGUGCUGAUGCCUCCCAUUGUCAAGAAGGAGACCUGGAUCGUGGGCUGGAUCCAGGCGUGCAACCAUAUGGAGUUCUACAAUUACUACGGGGAACAUGGAAUGUCCAGCUGGGAAUUACCGGAUCUCCUGGAAGGCAAGAUCCAAGCGAUUAGUGACUCCGACGGCGUGAACUACCCGUGGUACGGAAACACCACGGAAACUUGCACUAUUAUCGGCCCCACGAAGAAGGAGGCCAAGUUCGGCGUCAGCAUGAACGACAAUUUCUACCCCAGCGUCACGUGGGCCGUGCCGGUGAGCGAGAGCAACGUGGCCAAGCUCACGCACAUCCACCGGGAUCAGAGCUUCACGACUUGGCUGGUGGCCACCAACACAACCACUAGCGAGAUGGUGACCUUGCAGACGAUCAAGUGGCGCAUGAAACUGGGCAUCGAAGUGACUCCCAGCAAGCCAGUGGGACAACGUGCCAAGCUCCGCGAGCCCUCCGCUCAGGAGCAGCCGCAAGUUCUCAACAAGAAUGAGCCAAUACCACCCAGUGCCCUUGUGAAGCCUAAUGCCAACGACGCCCAGGUACUUAUGUGGAGGCCGACGGACGGGCCACCUCUAGUGGUGAUACCUCCAAAGUAUCGAUAAUGCGAACUUCGGGUGUCCCUGCGGCACGCGAUGUGGGGACAGAGGAGGAGAACAAACCACUUUAGCAUUUAAGAAGAUAUAUAUUUAAGCAAAAAACAAAGAUGCACUUUUUAAUUCAUUUGAGAAAGAGAAAAAAAAAUGCAACCAUUCUACCUUCUCCCAUCGGAACGGAUCACACUGUGCUACUGAAGCUGCAAGGAAGAACUCCCCUCCGAUUGUUAUGGUGGGGGGUUGGGGGGGGGGUGGCGACAUCUGACAAUGUUGAAUUUCUAAGGGUGGGAACACACAACGCACUUAUUCCCGGCUCUAUAAAAGUUUCUUUUUCUUCCUUUGGCGGUUGUUUGACAUUUAAUCUCAUUUAACUUCGCUUGGAUCAUGCGAAUAAGAGAGAGAGAGAGAGAGAAAAUUGCUUAUAUGGCCCCUUCUGCCCAUACAGAAUAAUGCAUUUUCAAUCCACUUUCACAAUUGUUUGCAAGCGGAUUUUGCUAUUCCGCACAGCUGCAAAGUGCAUUGAAAGUGGGUUGAAAGCGCAUUAUUCUGCAUGUGCGGAAGGGGCCACAGUGGGAAAUUUUGUUUGUGUUAAGAGCUGAGGGGAAAAAAUCGGUUGGGGAGUGGAAUUACAAUGUUGGUUAUUCCUUUUUAUAAGGAUGGGUUUCUUUCUCUCUCUCUCUUUUAUUUAGUCGACAAAAAAAAAUGUUCCAAAUUGCAUACUGAAGCCUUAUGUAGAUUUUGCUUUGCAUUUGCCAAACGUUUGCCUUAAGCCGCAUUUGAACAGAAGGGAAAAAAAUAGCAAACAGGAGAUUCUUCUCCUUCUUACUGGAUCUUAGAAAGUGGGAUGCUUUGGUCUGGCUGCAAGAAAUUCUCACACUUUUAUCACAGCCGGCUUCCCUAAUUAAGGUUUGCUAGCUACCCCCCCCCCCCCCCCCCCCCCCCCCCCAGUGUUAAACAGCUACACAACAGGCUAAAACCUCCCUGGUAGAGAUUCAUGUAGAGAUGCGGUGACUGAAGAAGAUGUACCUGCUGAAUUUCCACCUGUCUGUAGCUGCUGCAGACAUAACAAGUCUGACUGAGGAAAAAAAUUGUAUUCUUACAUUAUGGGCUCACCCCAAUAUACUGGAGUAGAGGAGGCCGGUGUCUUUUCAUCCUGUUGGUGGGCAUUUGCUUUCCUGCUAGCAAGAAUCUUUACUUCUAAUGGAAGGGAGGCACGUGACAGGCCUCCUUCCUUCUAUGACCGUUUUGACGCGUGGUUACUAGGUGGGAAACUGUCAGCAAUCCUCACCUGUUCCUCCUAGGAAGGAAGUGGUGAAAGUGGAGAUUUCACUCAACAGACUUGCUCAUUUGGAGGCCUUCGUGUCACUUGUAAGAAACUAAAAAGGCUUUUCUGUUUAGAAGGAUCCCUUUCCAAACAGGGGUGAUGACAAAAUAAUAUAUGUUUUUAAACGUGGGCAGGGUUUAAUAUGAAGGCACUAAAAUAAGCCCUUUGUAACACUGUGGGGUUCAAUGUAUUGUCGAAGGCUUUCACGGCCGGAAUCACUGGGGUGUUGUGUGAUUUCCGGGCUGAAUGGCCGUGUUCUAGUAGCAUUUUCUCCUGACGUUUCGCCUGCGUCUGUGGCUGGCAUUUUCAGAGGACUUGAUGGUAGUUCUUUAUGGGGUUCUUUCUUACAUCCUUUCUUAACCAAACUGUGGAGUUCUUUCUUGCAUUCACCAAAACCCAUCAUUUUUCUUUCCUUAAAAAUAUGGGACGGUGAAUAAUACCAGUUGGAAUCAUUUGGGAUCGGGACGUUUGAGUGCCUGCCUUUCGUCUUCAAAUUGGAAAAUGUAUUAUGUUCAUUCAGAUUGGUAAAUGUAUUCUAGUUAUUUGGUAGCAGAGUAUCCACGCUGACUGUUUGCCAUUAGUUGAUUGCUGAAAUGGCUGCUACUAUGCAGUGCUGUAGGGUUAGCAUUCAAGCAGGGUAAUUGGGUGUUGAGUUACCACUAAGGAUUAGAAGUGGUUUGCCAUUCAUUAUUUGCAUUGUGGGGGCUGGAGAACAAUGAUUAUAGGAGCAGAGUUAUCGAACGUCCUCCUGGAGCAGAAAUGUUUUGUAGAGGGUCUGUUUUAAAGACACUCCAUAUUUUAAUACAAGGGAAUACAGAGUAGCCAUAACCCCCUUUCUCCACAAUAGGGGCAAAACAGAAAGGAACAGGAGUAAUCUACUCCCGAUUGGAGAGACUUGCACAAAACAGGGGAGAAGUGACGUACUUUGCAAUUGGAGUCAAAAUGGGACUUGACUACUGAAGUUGGAAAGUGUAGGUGGAAACGUGGAAUACUUCUACUGACUGCUGUGUUCUAUUUUUGGAGGAUUUCCAGGAUGUGGAUAAUUGUAAUCUGGCCAUGAUUUUUAAUAAUCCACAAAGCCAGCUCAGCACCCCAGAAUAUAUUCCAGAGGGAACUGACCCAACUUGUCCAUACGUAUUACUGUCUUGUCAGUGAGGCCCAGAAUUAGUUCUGGAUCAGCCAAAUACCGGGCUUCUCUACGGCCCGUAAUGUGGCCUGUGAAAACACACCGUUUCACAUCUGGGGUUCUAUUUUUCUAGCACCAAAUAACCGCUGCACAUCUAGGGUUCCAUUUCUUUAGCACCAAAUAACCCCCUACCUGAGAUAUGCAUCACUGUGGCUGCACUUUGCGUUUAGAAUAUCCCCCUCCCCUCAUAAAAUUAAACAGGAUUCACAGCGGUUCUCCCUUUAAGCUGAUCUGGGACUAGCAUUUAGAGAGAAGGCAGAUCGGAGCGCUCAGGGUUUCCAGUUCUUCCUCUUUCUGGUUUGACAAAAUGCUCACCCCUACAGACCCCUUCCUUAAGGCCCGUUCAGGAAAUGAGUUUGCCCGUGCUGCCGCUUUUGGAACGGGUGGGUCGGAAUCUGACACAAAAAAGGGCAACAAAAGGAAAGAAUCGGCUUAAGAGGAGCAGCAGUGGCGUGGGACGUUAAGAGCUCGUGUGUCUA